AUGGCGCUACUGCAACCCAGCUUCAACGGAGCGCUGCUCGACAAGGACGACGACGACUCCCUCUCCCCGGGCAGCUACAAGUGCACCAAUCCAGCGGUGGCCAAGAUGAUGCGGCUUUGGAACUACAAGGACGGCUCCGGGCUUGGCGCACAAGGCCAAGGCAUCAUCGUCCCAAUACAACCCGCCCCACGUCGUCGUCGUCGCAGGGCCGGCAUCGGACAUUGCGACAAGCCUUACGACAACGGCCUGCAGGUCGCGCCGCCGCCGUCGCCGGUGGAAGGCGACUUAGACGAGUGCCGUGAGUGGGAGGCUGUCGCAGGAGCCCUGCGGCUGGAACGAGAGUGCCACGAGAAGACUCUGACGCUGCUGCAAGAGAUGCAACUUCAAGGGGACAGCAGCGUGGAGACGGCGGACGCUCUGGCGGCCAUCGUCAAGUCCGGAGAGGUGCUCCAGGGGAAGCGCGCGCUAGGGGCAUGGAAGGCGGCGUUGCCUCCUUCCACCGUGCGCUACAUCGUCGACAAGGUUCUCCCGCCGAGGCUCGCCAUGGAAGCCCAACAGUGGCGCCCGUCGUGGGACCCGGACUGCGACGAUUGGCUGCGCCCCUGGAUUCCCCUGAUCGGCCACCUGCCGGAGAGCCUCUACGACAUCGUGGAGAGCAAGAUCAGCGGCGCCAGCCACGACAUAGUCUGGCCGUGGAAAGACUACUUCGACCCGGCGCACUGGGAAAUCUUCGUCAGGCGCCACAUCCUGCCUGAGCUGACACGGCUGAUGCGGGAGCUGAGGAUCACGCCCCCAAAGCAAACGGACAGCUCGUUGCACAUGGUGAUGCUGUGGGCGCCGCUCCUGCCCGCCAAAGACGUGCUGUCGAUCUUGGAAGAAGCGGAGUUCUUCGACAAAUGGGAGAGCGCGCUGCGCCACUGGCUGCAAUCCGCGAAGCCGUCGUACGGGGAGGCCGUCGCAUGGUGCACCGGCUGGAAGAAGCUCUUCACCCCGGAGCUGCUCGCCGACGAGCACGUGCUCGCCCGUCUGGACGCCGGCGCUGCCAUGGUGGAUCAAGAAACGCAAGACCUCGACAGCCUUCUUGGGUAUAGCUGGUAGUCCGCGCCCACACACAGCUUGCUUGUAAUUAAGGUGGUAGCCACUCACGAUUAGUAAUGUAAUGGUGAUGAUGCAUCUAAAAUACCAUCUUUACUGUAACUGUGUGACUUCUA
Molecule: messenger RNA, 1211 nt
Organism: Aegilops tauschii subsp. strangulata
Lineage: Eukaryota; Viridiplantae; Streptophyta; Magnoliopsida; Poales; Poaceae
Product: septin and tuftelin-interacting protein 1 homolog 1-like
Biological process (GO): spliceosomal complex disassembly
Cellular component (GO): U2-type post-mRNA release spliceosomal complex
Molecular function (GO): nucleic acid binding
Source: RefSeq, a predicted model, not a curated record